CGCUCAGUUGAGCCUCGACAGCAGCCGAGAAAUAAAAGGAGAGUGAAAAUUGCCUCCUGCAAGUGCAAAGGGCUCAACACUGAGGUACUAAAGUGUUCUUUAAUCGUUGCUUUUAUUCUUCGUGAAAUGGCACAAUGACGGCAAAAGUGAGGAAGCUUAGAAUAUGGGACAUGCAAAUGGUUACUGCUGACAUGAGAUCUGUGGUUGCGAUGCCUACCAGCCGCGUGGGUUUACUGAUUUUUGUCUGUUACACAGCACUGUGGUGUAUAGGAGAUACACUCAUAAACAGCUCUUCUAAUCAAGACAAAGAAGUAAGAGUCCAUUCGGAAAACAUUACACGUAUUCUCGAUAGACUUCUCGAUGGAUAUGAUAACAGGCUACGACCCGGUUUUGGAGGUCCGGUCACUGAAGUGAAAACUGACAUAUACGUGACAAGUUUCGGUCCUGUAUCUGACGUGGAUAUGGAAUAUACCAUGGAUGUCUUUUUCCGUCAAACUUGGAUUGAUAAGAGGCUAAAAUUCGAUGGACCCAUUGAAAUACUUAGAUUGAAUAACUUAAUGGUUAACAAAAUUUGGACUCCAGACACUUUCUUCAGAAAUGGAAAAAUGUCCAUCGCUCACAAUAUGACGACUCCCAACAAGCUUUUCAGAAUCAUGCAAAAUGGCACUAUUCUUUACACCAUGAGACUCACCAUAAAUGCAGCAUGUCCUAUGAGACUUGUGAACUUCCCAAUGGAUGGGCAUGCGUGUCCCUUGAAGUUUGGCAGCUCAUUGCUUAUUAACUCGGCUCUGACUGCCUUGGAGAUGGACAUAAAAUAUUCUUUGGCACAAUUCACAAUAUACCGCUCUCAGAUUCUUGGCCAACAUCAUUCUGAUUCCAAUUCCAACUUAAAGAAAAGAUUUAACUCCAUGGCACCUCAGAAAGAGUCAGCAGCCAAUGUAGAACCAGAUCCUAACAGCAAUGUGCCACCAAUUUCGUAUUCUGCUCCUGGUCUCCCUCCAUCUGCUCAACCACAAUCUCAUACUGGCACCAGCAAGAUAGACCAGUAUGCCAGGAUCCUUUUCCCGUUAUCAUUUGGAGCUUUCAAUCUGGUGUAUUGGAUUGUAUACCUUUCAAAAGACACUAUGGAAAUGGGAAGUAAUAUAUAACUUUCCAUGUCAUAUGUUACAUGUGUGUGCAAUCAAACAAUAUUGCAUUAUCAUGUAUACAAAAAUAAUGGAUAUAUCGAUUUUCUUACAAAAUAGAUGCACAGUGCACAGUUAAAUGAAAACAUAAUUUCUUGGGGGCAAAAUAUGUUACAGUGUUGAAAUACUGUUUUACAUAUCAUUUCUUUAUAAUACAUAACAAUUGAAAAUAUCCACUGAAGAAAGACAGGAAUAAAACAGAAUUACAACAGUUUAAUUUGAUGUAAACUGGACAAUUUCUCAUUUGAAGAACUGAAUUUAGUGGACAGAUUCUGCUUUUCAUAUUUUGCACUCCUGUCCUAUCAAAUAUUUUAUGACUUUACCAUAUUAUUCAAUAUAUUAUCAAGGCUGGUUUUGAUUUGACUCUUGUAAACCGGGAAAUACUGUGGGUUGUGUGUUGGAAUCUUGUAACAUAUUGUUAACUUUCUUUAGUUCAGUCCUGAGAAUAUUUUGGAGAAGAUUUAUUUUGUGUGCUCAUUGUGGUUUGAAGUAAAAUACUGCAAUAUAUAAUAACA
Rhincodon typus (whale shark) is the source of this 1699-nucleotide messenger RNA. It is a transcript of the gene gabra6b, whose product is annotated as gamma-aminobutyric acid type A receptor subunit alpha6b. The transcript is spliced from 7 exons. Gene Ontology annotation, molecular function: transmitter-gated monoatomic ion channel activity involved in regulation of postsynaptic membrane potential; inhibitory extracellular ligand-gated monoatomic ion channel activity; GABA-gated chloride ion channel activity. Gene Ontology annotation, biological process: synaptic transmission, GABAergic; gamma-aminobutyric acid signaling pathway; signal transduction. Gene Ontology annotation, cellular component: synapse; neuron projection; GABA-A receptor complex. NCBI's taxonomy places the organism in Eukaryota, Metazoa, Chordata, Chondrichthyes, Orectolobiformes, Rhincodontidae. The record is from RefSeq and is a predicted model, not a curated record. The coding region runs from base 135 to 1148 and encodes 337 amino acids.